ACAAGAGCCAUCUCGUGUAGCUCGUUUGGUCAGAGGUGCACAAGUCGAUACCUUUGCUCAUUAUGUUACCUAUCUUUUGCAAGGGAGUCUUACAAAACACAUAGCGCAUGUUUAACGGAGGCUCAAAAGUACGGUAAGAGCCACAAUGGUAUGAAGAGGCCUGGCCCAUCGAAACAAGAGCAAUGGACGCAAACGGUUAGGGAGGUGAUCAAUAACUGCGAUGUAAAGGACCCCCAGAUCCACUCGCUACUUCGCGAAUUAGAAAGUUGUCCCAACCUUCCGAGAAAGAAACCGAAAUUUGAGGUAGGUCGCUGUUUGUGA
Echinostoma caproni is the source of this 321-nucleotide messenger RNA. Lineage: Eukaryota; Metazoa; Platyhelminthes; Trematoda; Plagiorchiida; Echinostomatidae. The record is from the annotation of a GenBank genome assembly.